Messenger RNA from Gracilinanus agilis (Agile Gracile Mouse Opossum), 628 nucleotides. RefSeq names its product protein YIPF1-like. The transcript has 3 exons. Gene Ontology annotation, molecular function: small GTPase binding. NCBI's taxonomy places the organism in Eukaryota, Metazoa, Chordata, Mammalia, Didelphimorphia, Didelphidae. The record is from RefSeq and is a predicted model, not a curated record. Gene Ontology annotation, cellular component: Golgi apparatus. Gene Ontology annotation, biological process: vesicle-mediated transport. Bases 21 to 260 code for a protein of 79 amino acids.
UCGACAGGAUAAAAGGCUCGAUGUUGCCCAUCCCUGGGCGGAACUUUGUUAGGCUGUAUAUCCGAAGCAAUCCAGAUCUCUAUGGGCCCUUCUGGAUCUGUGCCACCCUCGUCUUUGCCAUCGCCAUCAGUGGGAACUUCUCCAACUUCCUCAUCCACUUGGGCGACAAGACUUUCCAUUAUGUCCCCGAGUUCCGGAAAGGCCUCCUGAACGCUGCUCCACGAGCCGGCAACGGUUGUGCCUUGCAUAGAGACUCAUAAUCACGAAUUACGCAGCAGAGCUGGGACUGAGCCCACCUUCAGGUCACUCAGGGCACGGCUGCCAGGCCCUUCUUCCCCUUUUGUCUUUGUACACGGGGCGAGCAGGGAGUGCUAGUGGCUGAAAGGAGGUAGGGUGGCAACCCACAGCCCAGAGCGUGGUUUUCUGUAUACAUUAGGUGUUUAAUGUUUGCUGACUGACCCAAUGAUUCCCCGCCAGUGACUGGGAAGUUCUGACGCUAAGAAUAAAUACACUUAUAGACAAUCAUAUUGAGAACAACCCUUCACCGUGCUCCCUCCUAAGGGCCAUGUCCGGGGCUGUGGGCUCCCUUGUCUACUUCUAGUCCCAGCUGACCACCGCUCUCGCUUCU